Messenger RNA from Aspergillus affinis, 2559 nucleotides. RefSeq lists its product as uncharacterized. The record is from RefSeq and is a predicted model, not a curated record. Lineage: Eukaryota; Fungi; Ascomycota; Eurotiomycetes; Eurotiales; Aspergillaceae. The transcript has 3 exons. The coding region runs from base 1 to 2559 and encodes 852 amino acids.
AUGCUGGGAUACACGACUCUCUACUCCAGAACCCCUCGCUCUUUCCUCUUCGCCGUCGUCGCCAAUGUCGGUCCCGGCGGCGCCAGCCGCUCCCUGGCCGUGGCCUACCACCAGCACCACGACGAAUACAACUCACAGAUAUCCUGGGGACGAGUGCACUGUAUGGUGACCGACAUCCUUGCGCUGACCGAAAUCCUCUCGGAUCCCGCGAACCGCGCGCCGCUGGAGGCCGAGAGGGCGCUCGCGGAGGACUGGUAUCGUCGGUCUCAGGGCCACGAGCCUCCGAUUCAUGAGCGGCCCAGCGUGCCCGACACCGCGCAGCCCCCGUUCGUGCCCUGGUACAAGCGGCGGGAGCCAGGGCAACAACAACCCCCGCUGCCGUGGCGGGAUGAUGCGCCCAGCAAGUUUCCCUUCACCGCGACGUGUGUUUUGCUGGCGUUGUUGCGCGAUACUCGCGACAACCGCACCCGCCCCGGCGACGUCCAGUUCCAGCCGCUAUCGACGCUGUUCCGGGCCGACUGCACUGAGUAUGGCCUGGUUAUUCUCGACAUCUCCGACCUCGCCAGCGGCGUCAAGUACGGCAUCGUUGCGUUUCCCAUGAACUACAUGGCUGAGGUUGAAUACCGCGGCGAGAUGAUCGGCUGGGAUCCCGUCGAAGACCCUCAGCCGGAAAAGGAGCCCGAUGUUGUACUCGUGAGCCCGCGGCCUCGAGAGCUGUUGUCAAUCUCGCAGUGGGUAUCGAAGUAUUACUACUGGUCGGGCCUGGAAGAGGCGCCUUGCAUCCUCAAACUAGAGGAGAGGCCGCUGGCUGAUGCGGUAGCCUUGGAUUAUAUCUGGCCACCAGAGCUGGAGGAUCCGGCUCGAACAUCUUUAGAAGACUUCAGACAUUCAAAGAUCGCCACCCAAUCCCCGCCUGAUAUGGUAGGCUACACCAUAGUAGACCAACCGCCGCAAAAUGACCCCGUAGGCAUGGUCCGCACCAUUGAUGAUCUGCUUGUUCUCACCCAGGAGCCCGCCUCCGGUCCCCUCGAGAAAGAAGCGCUCGCCAACCUUCAAGUACUUGCCCAGUUCCGCGAGCAGCUGCGGCAGCGGCUCGAAGAGGUGCCAGAGAGGCUCGGCUCCUCCCAGAUCUCCAGUCAUGUGCUGCGCGUGGCAUACGCUAGAUGCCGUCACCUUAACUGGGUGAUGUUUGGAAACCUGCCGCCUCGCGUGAUCGCGGCCGCCAUUGCAUCGGAUGAACUUCAAGGUGCGUCUGCACUCAGCCUCUGCGUCAAUCUGUUCCAGCUGGUGGGAGAUGAGGAAGAUGGAGAAUCAGACCUUGGUGAUCUCGCCGCGGCCCUGGCACAGUCCACGGCCCUUCAACAGCUCUGCUUCUUGCAGCAGCCAGACCGGAACAGCGACGAUGCCUCCGCUCAUCUCUGCUCGCAGCUGCUGCGGCUGUGGCCGAGGGAAUCAGGAGAAGACUUGGAGUCGCUCCGGCUGAGAACCAUCCAUUCGACCUCCGCUUUGUUAAACGGUUUACGCGGCCGCGAAUUUCGAGCAAUAUCCUCGACGACGAAUUUGGGUUCUAGCUUCACCUCGGGCGCUCAAGUCUUUCCCAUGAUCCACCUGUUCACAUUUGUCAGCCCCCAGCGCGAAGAUGUCCGAGACGCAGCUGCAGACCACCACGUCGUCCACCCUGCUCGUCCCUGGUACAGCGGCUACUACUCCAUGGAUAAUACUGGGUUAAACGCCGAGAGCUUCGCUGUCCGAUUUCUGGUAUACCUCCGGUCCUUAGGUCCGGAUUCGGAUCCCGACAAGGCCAUCUUGCGAGUUGCAUAUCAUGGGGCGUUCUCGUCACUCGCUUCCAUCGACGAGGACGACAACAACAACAACAACGACCCCCCGUCGCCGCCCCGGGGGCCACCGCCGCGGCCACCGCCGCUCCAGUCAUGGCCAGAUCAAUUGGGUGUCAGGCCAAUCCCCGCUGGAUUUUUCGACGACGAGCUAGCCCCCGACGACCCGUCCCGAGUCCGACGCAGGGAGAUCCCCCCCGGGAGCUGGGUGGUUCUUAUGGAUCGACGAGACCGCCGUGGCCGAUUCAGCGACGACGGCGCCUUCUUACAAUACUCUUUCAUCAGAAUCCGUCGACCCUCUCCAGAGACUGCCCCGAAGCAACAACAACAACAAGAACAACAAAGACCGGCCCCCGUCUCUAGUUUAGUCGAGGUGGUCGGCGGGCUGACCGACUUCCUACGCGAAACCGUGCCAGAGACUCAUAUUGCCACGUGGGAGAAACGGCUCGAGGAGGUAGACAGGGAUUUGGUUUCAGCUUUGACUAGACCGAGCCCACCCAGUACCCCGUCAUCGAUGGAAUUCUCACCGGGGGUGAACCCGAUUGACGAGGUGUCGAGGCGCUUGACUUCAGCUGCAACUGAGAGGAGUGCAGACAACGCCCCACCAGAGACUGAUCUUUCCACUGGGGAGGGACUGGUCGUGGAGGUAGAGAGGGAACGCUGCAUCGGCGUCCGCGUCAUGGCUGAGAGCCGGGUCCACACUUUACUGGACCAUUUACUAUGA